CUUCGUAGUUAGCUUUCAGCAGGUGGGGAAAAUGAAGAAGGUGGCGAUUAUAACUGUUAAAUGUGGUAAUAUGAGCUCAAAUCAAAACCAUGUUUAUCUUGUGUUGGCCAACCGUAAUUGGAACGAAUGUUGGUUUAUUUUAGGGUAAACUGUCUUAAUUACUGUUGGCAGCAAUUUAAUAAUAUUAAGAAGGAAGAAAAUAAGAUUUAGGAGGGCCAGGCAUCACAUAUAAAGUUAAACCAGAUAUUUUUUGCCUUCAAGAAAGUUAUAGUAUAGAGAACUUUAUUCUGUAAUACCUUUAUUCGAAUUUUACAAUUUACAACCUUUAUACAAAAUAAAAUCUUACUGGAAAUAUAAUAUGAAUUAUAUUUCGUUGUGUUCAUUACGUGUGAAGUCUGUGUAAAGAUUAAAUAAGGGUAGUGUAAAUUGAUAAAUUAGCCCUAAAGCUCUGUUGAUCGGUACUUAUGCGUAAGGAUGUCACCUACUGUGCUAUAAGGCAGUGAAGCUUUAGAUUUUCCCCUUUCGCUGUUAUAUUCACCACUAUUCUUAAAUACUUUUAGAUUACUUAAAUUGCAUUUUUUCUGUUUAAUUUACUAUUAAUUCUAGGUAAUAAGGAAAUACUGAUGGGACCUUUAAGAAGGAAUAAUUGGUGAAAUAUUAGGUAUUUUAGAUCUAUUGGUCCAGUUUAAUUAAAAAGCAUUUUAAAUACAUAAUUCUAGUGAACUAUCAAUUUAUUGUUUAUUACAUGUACUUAUACAGGGUGUUUUUUUAUGGUUAAUAACAAAUUAAUUUUUGUUUUGAGAAAUAGUUAUUAUUUUGUUAUUUUUGACUUUGUAAAACUAUUUUGUUUUUGAAAAAUUUUAUGAUUUACUUUUAUUCUGGAUUUUCUUAAUAUUAUUUCGUCUAAGAGAUUUUUUUUCCAAUAAUACAAGAGUUAAGAGUCAAAAAGUUAGAGAAAAAGAAAAUCAUUAAAUUAGAUGAGAAAAUUAAAAGCUCAUCAUUUAGCCUUAUAGAUUUGUAUUUUUAAUUUAAAGGUGUAAGAAAUAUGCCAUGUAAAUUUUAUAUACAUUGGAGAGAGCUAAAUCAUGUGGAACUGUCCUCAGAGAUAAUAGCUGUAUAUUUUAUAUAUAUAAAACUCGAGCAAUUUUUUAAUGGCAUCCAAAUUACUUACUUACUCUUUACAAGAUCCUACAAUAGAUUAAAAGCUUCUUAACAUUACACCACUGCUUUUCAAAAUUGCUUUCAUUUUUAAUGGAUUUAUAUUUUGUAAUUAGCUAAAUGAGAAAAUAAGAUCUGCUCCAACUAAUUUAAUUGCAAAAAAUAAAAAUGAGCCACUGGGGUCUGUCUAUAACACCAUUUGGUAGAUUAAAAUUUUAACAUUUUACAAUUAUUGUAAGAGGAUAUGGAAUAUUUCAGAAAGCUUGGUCUAGACAAGGUCAAAAGAUAAACAAAAUACACAAAUAAUAUAUAUGAAUCAAUUAUUUCUUAAAGGGACUAAGUGAUAUUAAAAAGUUUUGAGAAAAACAGAAAAAUGUUGUUUAUUUUUUAACCUCUUGAUAUUUUAAAUUGAUUAUUCGUUUUUUUACUGGUAGGGUUCGGUUAAAGGUGUAAAUUAAUGAAAUCAAUGUAGAAUUUUGGAUUUUCUUUAUUAGACAGAUUUUUCAAAAAAAUUAACUUAGGUCCUUUCAGAAAUAUACAUUUUAUAAAACAAAUUUACUUUUUUAGGUUUUUAUACAAUCCCCUAAUAUGGUAAUUUUAUUGUGAAAAACAGCCACGAAAUUAUAUACAUAUAAUUAAAAUUAAAGUAAUAAUAUAAUACAUAUAAAAAAUAGAAAUAAAACAUUAUUCUCACAAAAUUUAAAACAAAAUCGAAAAAACCAUGGUUUUCAGUUCUAUUAAGAUGGUUCAGGUUAUUUAGCUUUGGAUUUCUUGGUUUUCCAGGAAUUUAUUAUGUGGACGUAAAAUUCCUGCUUAUCUUCUGGUAACCGUUGAUUAAGGCUUUGCAAAUGGGCUAUUUUUGUUUCCAAAAUUGGCACCAUGUCUUCAGGAUAUGCUGGUAUUUUGGGCCAUACAAUACUAAAUUGGCUGUUGUAUUUGGGUAAGGCCAAAUGGAAGUGAUUAACACCAAAAAUGCUAUUAAUAUAUUCCGAUGCCCUUACAUAACCUGAAGUUUCAGAGCUAUAUACAGAAUGAUUAGAGGUCGAAAUUGCAAAAUAAGUUUUUUGAGAUCGAGGAACAUUUCUUUUUUGAGAUUCAAUAGACAGGCUUGUCUUUUUAUAAUACUUAGGCCACCAUUGCUUAAAAUCAAGAAUCUCACUAGUUUUAAGUUCUUUUGCAGUAAACUUGCGUUUGGCACUUGAAUUAACAAUAAUUUCUGUGUACUUAUGAAUUUCAAAUAUUCUGUAAAAUUUUUUUAAGUAUCUUUUUAUGACACCAAAAUCCCUGUCACAGGGCAAAAAGGAGUGACCUCUAAUGGAAAAAUAAUGCUCAAUUUUAUUGAAGCGCCCCAUAUCUAUAAGGGCCAAACAUAAUCUUAUAAUAGCGUGGUUCUUAUUUUGCCCAGGGCAGUUGUCACAAAAAAGUUUUAACUCUUUUAUGUUGGGUGGUAUGUUAUUUUUUAUAUAAUCAAGCAAAAAGGUGCAUACUUCAUUAGGACCCUUAUUGGCCUGUCCCUCGUGAUAAAUAUAAAAAAAAAGAAUUUUCCGUUUUAAGAUUAUGUAUGCAAAAUACAUGAACCGUUAGUUGGGUCUUAUAGAAGACUUCUUGUACAGGUAUAUGUGGUAGAUGAACAUUUUGUAUAUAGUCAAAUGCGAGCCCUACCACGUCGUCCCUAUCGUGACACUCUUUAAUAGUAUCCUUUAGCUUCGUAUAAAACUUGUUGGCCCUCUUUUUGUGUACCAACAACUCAGCAACAGCCACUUUUUUUAAGGCAUCUCCUAGAGAGGAACUUUUGAUUUUUAAAUUCAACUCUUCACAUUUUACGCAUGUGUCUAUUUGAGGACGCCCAAAUUUCAAAGUAAAGUUUUCGCGAAAAAAUGUAUAAUAAUAGCUGUAUUUAAUUUUCGUUUCAGGAUACUUGGAUCUAAACAUAUUAUAUUAAGUCUACUAUCUAGAUAUUUAUAUUCUUUUCCCGAAUAGUGACUUUCUUUUACUGGAUAGCUUUCAAUGUGCUGACGAAUUAAUGUGUUUUGAUCUUCCGGCAUUGCCCGUUUAAUAUUUUUGCCACGUUUAUCUCUGGGAGUCACAUUAUUUUUAAUCAAUGAUUUUAUUCUCUUUUUUCAGAUACAGACUGCAAAUUUAAAAAAAAGCCUUACAACAUACUUUUACUCUGAGUUCCCCAACGCGAAUAAAAUGAUCAAAAGAUACUUCCCUUACUUUACUGUUUUCAUUUUUCUGACUUCUUCGGUUUGCCACAUUUUUCUGAUGUAUCAGACCUUGAAGAUAUAUAUCCUCAAAAUUUUUGUUCAAUCAAAAUCAAAUUCUCAAACACUAUUUGCUUUUGCUAAUCGUUUAGCUUAGUAAAACACUGCAUUUUACAUCUAAAAAAUAACUUAUCUAUAUACCUAGGCUAUUCAAUAUAUAACUUUUAUUAAACUUAUUUGCAAGCACCUCUGAUUUGCCUGGCAGCAACCAUCUUGCCUUUAUAAUCUUUAAACGCAAUACCACUGAUUCUACCUUUUUUGAUUAAAUUUCUUUGAUAAUUUAAUCAAAAAAAUCAUUUCUCACACAAUCAUCAUUUCUCACACCUCGGCGUCUUUUUCUAAGAUUAUCUGAUUGAGAUAGCUCCUCUUCACUUUCAGUGCUUCUAUUUUCGUCCGAACUAGACAUAUUGCCACAAAAAUGCAAUUAUAUUACUCUUAAAUGCACACAGUAUCCAAGCCAGUAAAUCACUAAAAAUAUUUCGACACACGAAGCUUGCAUUUCAAAACAAAACAGAGCGCAAGGUCAAAUACAGUACGACACACAUUUUAAUAUUUAUUUCUUAAAGGGGCUAAGUUAGUUUACUUAGGUCCUUUCUGCACUAAACCAUUAUUUUCUCACCCAGAAAUGCAAGUAGGGAAUAAUUGAAUUUAGUUCUUUUCUGCACCAAACGCUAGGAUUUGGCUCAAAAUUUAUUGAAGCAUAUUAAAAACAAAAUGGCCGAAACGGCACUUAGGCUCUAUCAGAAAUAAUCGAUUCAUAUAAUUAAGCUUAUAAAAACAUAUUAGUAAUUUAAAUGUAUUUUCUUCUCUCUUUCCUUAAAUGACUAAAUUGUUGAUUGGUACAAGUUGGUUACAAUAGAGGGAAGUUUUUUUCUUGGAUUAAACUCUCAAAUAUGUUUAUUAUGUAGGCAUUAAAACUUAGGGGAAGUAAUAUUUAAAAAAAAAACAUACUUUUAAGUUGUUUUUUCUUAUUGCAGAUCAAAAAAAAAACUAGAAAGAUAUCUAUAAAAUUGUUUCCCAAACAAACCACAAUUAUAUAGGCUUUUUCGUUAAGAGUUUAUUCUUUGGGGCUUGCCCACAUUUCUAAAAAACACCUUCUAUAUGAUGAAAUAUUAGGAUUAAAAUUAGUGCCUAAUGAAUAUCAUGUUAACUUUUUUUACGAUACUUGCAAAAGUAUAUUUGUGCUUUGAGCAAAAUAUAAAAAAAAAAUGGUCUGAUCAGUAUUUACCUUGUGACAUAAAGCCUUGUCGACACCAAAGAAAUACAGGGGAACAUUUUGUUGCUGGUUGCCGCGACCUGUUUAUGGAAUCAGAAACAGCAGCAAAAGUUGCGUAAAAAAUUUGCACCCACCUCUAGGUAAUUCAUUCUUGUGAAAGUAUCAUUAUGUACCUGCAACAGAAAACACGUGUCUACACCAGUGUAACACCAAUGUGGCGCAACAAAUAUUUAGAAAGAAAAUAGUGAGCGCAUUUGUCUGUUUACACAUUUUUUUAAAAAGUAGUCAGCUUUCAAAACACUUACCUUCCAUCCGGUAUAUUUUAUAGUAGACAGAGACACUGGUAAAUUGAUAUCGGGUACAUGGAGAAAAAACGUAAAUGAUGAUGUCAUCACAGAAAUAAGCUCAUUAACUGAAACUGAAAAUAGUCGACUAGAGUACGCAGAUUAUUUUGGAUCACCAUACUGGUCCCUAUGUUCCAUAUGAUGAAAAAAAGGACUAAAAAAUGAAUAAUACUUUCAUUUACGUAAUUUAUAUCUUUUUCGGUGCAAGGACGAACUGCAUCUUGUCUGACAGAAAUUGCAUGUGCUUGCAGGAAAAACUACAUGCUAACAGAAUAUACUCAGAACCAGGUUUUGGAUAUGUGCGAUUUUCUCAUUGACACUAUUGUCGAUUCCAUUACAUUUUUUAAAAAUUAAUUACAUCUUCACUGUUGUGCUCUAUAUUUCCUUUGAUCUUUGCCGCUAAGUAUGAGAAUGAGCAACUUCUAGGAACUUUUGUUGUUGCUUAAAUACACUUUUAGCAACAGUCAUAAACAAGUUCCAGGAACAAGCAACAUACAAUGUUCCUAUGUGUUGCUGACGGUGUGGAUCUAGCUUUAUAUACCUAUUUUUCUUAGGGCACUUGUAAUAAAUAAAAUCUUGAAUAUAAUUUUAGUUGUUUCUAUAUUUUGUAGAAUUUUUUUUAUAUAUUAUACGUUUACAUUAUACUGUGUAAUAAUAAUAAUAAUUGUCGAUUAUUGACCCGCUGAUGAUUUUUUCUGCAUUGUUAGGUAUCCGGUUAAGGUUACUUAACCUUAGCAUAUUUUGACUGUGAGAUAAAAUAUUGACAGUUAUUAGUUUAAAGUGUCAAAUUGUUUACAUUCAAUGGCGCUUCAUUUACCCAAAUGUUGCCCCAAUGAAUCAGGCAUUUGUUUGAUUGUUAAACUAAAUAUAAGUGUAAAAAAGAAGUAUAUUUUGCAAUAACCACUUACAACAGAUUUAUACUACAAAACUAUAAAUAUAUUGUUAAUUUCUUAAUACCAGCCUUCAAUCUUACCACAUAAUAAAUUUAUAGUGAAGAAAUAAGUUUUAAUUAAAUUUGUGACUGCAGUCUCACUAUUGAUGAUACAUGUAGCAUAAUAUAUCUUUUUUGGUUUUAAAUAUUCUAAUAAUCCCCAAGCAUUCACUUUUUUGUUUUGAAUAAAUAACUUAUUUCUUUUUUAUUUUCUACUGCUAUACAUACUUAGAAUGAUGAUAAGCUAAAUUUGUUUCAGAAACUUACCCACAGGCAUUUUGUCUUUCUUUAAAGCAGGUAAUGAAAUAUACUUGUGAUAUCACUGUUUAUUUUCAAAUUCAUUUCUUAAAUUUGAGGGUUUAAAUAUAAAUUUGCUUGUCAUUGAAUUAAUAUUAUAAUUCAAUGACAAGCAAAUUUGUGAUCGAUUGCCGUUAUUCUCUAAUAUCAGUAUUUUAUUGUUUUAUAUAUUCUUUUGUAUUUAGUUUUAAAUAAUUUCCUUUUGAUAAGAAUAUUUGUAAAUUUUGCUUGGGAAUUAAUAAAAAAAGGAAAUAUAAUUGCUAUGUUGAGUUUCUGUGGUUUCUAAAACCUACAAUAAAUAUGACGUUAGUUUCUGUGGAUGUUUCCCAUUUGAUUAAGUAGUUUCUUAAAGGAGUUUCCCAUUCGAUUUAAGUCAACUAUAAUAGUAGUAUUGUUGCAGCGUUGGGGCUUAUGUUUUGAAUAUAAAUUUGUAAUUUGCACCUGUAAUGAAAUAAUAACAACGUGUUGUAUUUAGCUUUGGCAUACUUCGUCAAAUAUCCCGGUAUUUUCUCUGGAAAUUGAGUUUUCACUUUAUAAAAAUAUCAGUAUUUAAAUCGUUUCGACAAUUAAUUAAAUAAGGAAAAGGGACACCUUCCUGGAUAUUUCAUAUAAGCCAGUUUUAAUUUAUUUACGUAUAAAACAUAUAAUAUACAAGAUAAAUGCCAAUUUGUGGCUCUAAAGUAGCUUAUGUGUGGGCUCAAUUUAUUUUCCUUUUCUAAUAAAACAGGUAAUUUGUAACGCUGCUUUGUAAAAUAUGGGGGCAAUUUCCAAACUAAUGUUCAUGUAAUUUUGAAGCUGGGAAUGAAAAUAAAUGCAUUAGCCCGAAACUGAGAAUUUGUAUGCUGGUUUUACACAUUAACUGAUAGGAUAAAUUUUCUGGAACAAGAAAUCGAUAUCCCUUAAAAGAACCGUAAUUUUUUUGGAAACAUUUCUUGUCGAUAAAAUGAAGCAAGGAAAUAUAUCAUUUCAUGUUAACCAAUAAGUUUGAUUUUUUCUUGGGGAUAACAAUCGUGUAAUAUUUAAAGGCUAUUCCAGGGAUGAAUGAGACGUCGAAUGCCAUAAAAUCUCAACCAAUGGUCAAGAAUUGAUUUUUAACCCGGUUGUAGCGAAUGUAAACAAUUAUGGUUUUAUUUUGUUUAAAAUAAUUUACUCUUUAAAUAAUUCUGCCUUAAAAUUCGCAUCACUUUUGGUUUUUAAAGCAAAUCAACAUAAGGAGUGGAAAAAUAGGAGUUUCUUUAAACUGUCAAAGGUUAAUCUAUUGCAUUUUGGGUAGUGUAUAUCUUUACAGUUAGAAAAAGCCCUUUUAAUUUGUGCAGAAUUUGUGGAAAUUUUAAUAGUGAUGCCAUCCUGCAAAAUCUAAUCAUUCUGUAGAUUACGUAAAAUAAAUAUGUAAACCUAAUCUGAUCUCCUAAAACCAAUUUUCUGUUCCGUUUUAACUGAAAAAAGGGUGGCCAACGAAAAAUGCGAGGUACUGUAUCUCGGAACAUACUUACUCAUCGCAGAGGCUUGCGGUAAAAAACAUGGAAAAUAGUUUUAAGUUUUUAAAAUGACCGCUAUAGGCGGCGUAUAUGCGAUGUUGAAACUCAAGAAAUAAAGUUUUUGUGGAUUUCGAUAUAUUAACCGAACAAAAAAAUACUUGACCUUUAAAGUAGAAGACAAUCUAAAACUUUUUUGUUCGACAGUUUUUGCUGUAUCCCCUUUUGCAUUAAUCUGCCAAGCACUCGAGAGCCGCGGCUCAGAACCCUGUUUGGUUAGCUGGAUAGAGGCCAUGCUCUCGAAACGUCAUGUAUCUGCCCAGCUCAACAACGAGAUUGUCGAAACGUUGGCGGCUAGGGGCUGCCCGCAGGGAGGAGUAUUGUCCCCUACCUUGUGGUGCCUUGUGGUCGACAGCCUGAUAAAUCUUUUAAACAAUGCUGGCCCUAUACACACAGGCCUACGCUGAUGAUCUGGUAAUCCUUUGCACAGGGAAAGACGCCGUCUCAAUGCGGGGCCCUAUGAUGAGAGCCCUGCGUAUGGUGGACACAUGGUGCCUCUAGGGAGGUCUCAGGAUUAACCCCAAAAAAGCAGAGCUCCUACUAUUCACGAGGAGACGUAACUUUGGCACGCCCCCUGUUAUAUCUCUAGGUGGCGUGCAGCUGCAUUACUCCAGGACAGUUCGAUUUCUGGGAAUCAAGUUGGAUCCCAAACUCUCCUGGCACGAUCAUGCAGACACCAGAAUGAAGAAGGCCACCUGCGCGCUAUGGGCCUGCAGGCGGGCUUUCGGCAAUACCUGCGGUUUGUCUCCUAAGAUCCUCCACUGGAUCUACUCGCACAUUGUGAGACCUCUUCUCACAUACGGGGCUAUCGUUUGGUGGCCAUGUACUGAGAAAGCGAAAAUUCGUGCACAACUGGACAGAAUCCAACGUCUUGCAUGUCUCAGCAUAACGGGUUCUAUGCGGACGGCGCCAACUACAGCGCUUGAGACUCUGCUGAGUCUUCCGCCUCUGGACCUCGUUGUGCAAUUCGAGGCAAUGAGGACUGCGUACAGGCUAUACGUCCUCGGCGAACUACGUGCUGGCGAGACCGGUCACGCAAAAAUUUGGUCACGGGCCAUACAGGAAUGUCCUCUCCUUCUGAUGGGCAGUGACUGCAUGGCUCCAGUGACUGUGGACUGCGAGGGAUUCGUGACGCAUAUUGCAGGCAGAGAGGUGUGGCAGCAUUCCAACAGACCUGCAUUGCUAAAUAGGGGAACCAUCUGGUACACAGAUGGCUCCAGAAUGAAUAGCAGAGCUGGAUCAGGGCUUAUUGGUGGGAUCCCACAUACCAGUAGGGCAUACUCGCUGGGGGAGCACGCCACUGUCUUCCAGGCCGAAGUAUUCGCUGUAUUAAAAUGCGGACAGAAAAUCCUAAGCUGCGGACACCGCAAUACAGUCGUAUCAAUAUGCUCGGACAGCAGAGCUGCCAUUAAGGCUAUCACGGCCGCUAAGGUAAGCUCCAAGCUUGUACUAGAGUGCAUAAAAGUCCUGAAAAAACUGGUACAGGUUGGAUGCAGGGUCCAGCUCGUCUGGAUACCUGGCCAUGCGGGCCAUGCAGGUAAUGAACAAGCGGACUCUCUUGCCAGACUGGGAUCCGCGAAUGUGCCGAUGGGGCCGGAACCCAUAGUUGAUAUCGCCAAAUGCGUUGCGGUCGCAUCAAUGAAGGAUCUGCUGGACAAGUGGACCCACCGAAGAUGGACUGAGUCCCCUGGUAUGAGACAGGCCAAAGCGCACAUAGGUGGGCCCUCUGCCUGUCUCACCAAAAAUCUACUACGUCUAAAAAGACGCGAAAUUCGACUAGUGACAGGUCUUUUAACCGGUCACUGGCACUUAAGAAGCCAUCUCCAUGCUAUCGGUAUUGCGGACAACCCGGAAUGCCGAUCGUGCUGUGAGGAGGAUGAAACCGUUGACCAUGUAGUCGGGGAGUGCCCAGCACUCACCCGCGCCAGGUUCAAAUACUUGGGUAACACUUUCAGUGUACCAAGCGACUUUAAGUCCUUCAUACCAGAGAGCCUUAUAGGUUUCUCUAAUGCCGUUGGGCUCUGGUAACCCUCGGUGGGGCAUGACGGGUCCAUCAGGAGACCUAUAUGCACAACUGCCUUGGCAGCCCACUGUUUCGUCAAUUCAAUUCAAUAGGUAUGUUUAAAUGACAGUCACAAUGUUUUAUUAUUCUAAUAUUCUCUCACACAGAAAAAUCCUGAUGGAUUUUUUCACAUUUUGUUGUGUAAAAAAAAUGUUUAAUUUUAAUACACAAUUGUUAGAUAAUAUCUCACAGUCCUGUAUAAAAAUUCUUAGGCAUUUUGUGUAUGUUUUAAUGUGUAUAUUUCAUACAAUUAUUGUAUAUUAAAUUAAUACACCAUAAGUAGAUAUUAAUUAUUAAGAUAAUGUGUAUAAAUAUUCUACUUUUUUUUUUAAUCCAAUGCAGUUUGGUAAAAAAUCUAAUAACCAAGUAUAUUUUUACUACAAUUUUUAAUUAAUUUUUUAUUCUGGCUUGUGUUGAUUUUAUUUACAAUUGUGUAGAUUAAAAAAGAUUCUUGCUAAUAGCCCUUCACAAUUGUAGAAUUUUAAAAAUGUAUUGUGUAGUUAUAAUACACAAUUGUGUAUAAAGGAGGACGCGCCCGACGCCCUUGCCUUUGCCGCUAGAACUUCGUUGUUAGCGUCAAUGUUGCCAGAUUCAAGAUUAAACAGUUGUAAAGGUGUGCAUUAAAAUUUGCAGUCGAUUUAAAGUUGUUAAUUGAAAAUGAUUUAAUAUGAUAUUUAAAAAUAAGCUCAAUCAGCAUAAGUUCUAAUUUUAUUUAUUUAAAUAAUAUCGUGAUAAUAACACACGUAAGGAAAAAGGAAACGUAACUUUUUUAAUUGGCGGUGUAAUCUUUAAGAUACCUUUGAUUUGGCAGCAUUGCUAUAAUUCCCAGUGCCACAGGUGUUCAACUGUUCAUUCUUCAGUCCUUCAAUCAACCGACCGGCAUUAAUUUGUUUUAAGGUUUUUUUCGUUUCAUUAAGUGUUAAAAGUGUUAAAAUUGCAUAAGAAAAAUAUGGAUAUAUUCGUUGAAGAUAAAGUUAAGGAGUGGGGUUUAUUGGACCAACUCCAGGAGCAUAUUAUUAUGUACCUGUAAAUAAAACCCUUAGCUUAAAACUGUAUGUUGUUAAUAUGUAGGUAUGUAUCUACAUAAGAAUUUUCGUUAAGUUCCUAAUUACGUUCCUAUUAGGUAUUUCUAUUUCUUUUAAGUUUUUUCGUUUUGUUGUGUCAUUUAUUUUUAUUAAGCGAUUUUGAAAUAAAUUGAUGAAGGGCGAUUUAAAAAGAAAUAACAAUAAUUUUGAUUUCCAUGGGAUAUGAAAAUCCGGUAUAUGUAAACAUGCCAAAACCUUACUUAUUGUAAACCAACCACCCUAUAGUCAACACAUUUUUAAAUUCUACAUAAAAUGUUAAAAAUUUUCAUGUAUCAUAAAUGUCAUACUUGUUAACUAUUUUUUUAAUAUAAGGUGUUGAAAAUGGCACUUUUUAUGACUUUAAAAGGGAUCUAAAGCUAAUUCUGUUAUGAAGAAAAAACAGAUUUCAAUUUUCCAUUUCGGGUUUUUAAUUUAAACUUUUUUAAUGAUUUCUAAGGUUUUUUUUCUAUUUUUAACAGAAUUAGCUCUAAAGCCUCCUUAAGUUAUGAAAAGUGCAAUUUUCAACACCAUGCGUUAAAAAAAAAUUGAUAGCAGUAAAUGAUUGUUGUUUUGUUAAAAAUUACCCGCCUGAUAUACUGUAGAUGUUAAGUAACUACAUACAUAUGUACAGGCUCAUUUUUUAUAUUUGCGAGCCCAUAUACAGGGGUUAAUAUUAGUGAUAUAACUUUGCAAUGCGCUUUUGUUUUUUUUUUACAAAUCUAGAAGAUAAUACG
Anthonomus grandis grandis is the source of this 11605-nucleotide messenger RNA. RefSeq names its product longitudinals lacking protein-like. The coding region runs from base 8427 to 9773 and encodes 448 amino acids. The record is from RefSeq and is a predicted model, not a curated record. Gene Ontology annotation, cellular component: nucleus. Gene Ontology annotation, molecular function: nucleic acid binding; RNA-DNA hybrid ribonuclease activity; protein binding. The transcript is spliced from 2 exons. Lineage: Eukaryota; Metazoa; Arthropoda; Insecta; Coleoptera; Curculionidae. Gene Ontology annotation, biological process: regulation of transcription by RNA polymerase II.